This is a messenger RNA of Acanthopagrus latus (yellowfin seabream), 1325 nucleotides long. RefSeq names its product synaptobrevin-like 1 (gene vamp7). The coding region runs from base 1 to 660 and encodes 219 amino acids. The record is from RefSeq and is a predicted model, not a curated record. Gene Ontology annotation, cellular component: SNARE complex; membrane. Gene Ontology annotation, biological process: vesicle fusion; exocytosis. Gene Ontology annotation, molecular function: SNAP receptor activity; SNARE binding. The transcript is spliced from 7 exons. Lineage: Eukaryota; Metazoa; Chordata; Actinopteri; Spariformes; Sparidae.
AUGGCAAUCCUGUUUGCUGUGGUGGCUCGUGGAACCACCAUCCUGGCAAAACAUGCCUGGUGUGGUGGAAACUUCCUGGAAGUGACUGAACAGAUUUUAGCCAAAAUCCCAUCAGAAAAUAAUAAAUUGACCUACAGCCACGGCAGCUAUCUGUUUCAUUACAUCUGCCAUGACAGAAUCAUAUACCUGUGUAUCACUGAUGAUGACUUUGAGAGGUCGCGCGCGUUCAGCUUCCUCAGUGAAGUCAAGAAGCGCUUCCAGACAACGUACGGGUCAAGAGCACAAACAGCCCUGCCUUAUGCCAUGAACAGUGAGUUCUCCUCAACACUGGCAGCUCAGAUGAAACACCACUCAGACCCACGUGGAACAGAUCGUGUAACUGACACACAGAUGCAAGUGGAUGAUUUGAAGGGCAUCAUGGUCCGCAACAUAGACUUGGUCGCUCAGAGGGGAGAGAAGCUGGAGUUGCUGAUCGACAAGACAGAAAAUCUGGUUGACUCAUCGGUCACAUUCAAGACCACUAGUCGUAACCUGGCACGUGCCAUGUGUAUGAAGAACCUCAAGCUUACUGUUGUCAUCGUGCUGGUGUGCCUGGUGGUCCUCUACAUUAUCGUUUCUGCUGCCUGUGGAGGCCUCAGCUGGCCCUCUUGUGUCAAAUGAGAGCAGAAGUGGGGAUAACAGAAGGAGAUGAGGACGAGGGGGAGAAGCGCCUGUUCAACUCCGCCUGCCAAUGGAUACAAAAGGAACCACAACUUUCCUUCCUUUACUCCUACAGCUUCAACAUCCCCAGGAGCCACAUGCUGAUCCUCCUCCUCCUGCCUCCUUCAUUGCUCUUCUCUUCGAUAGUGUGCACAUUGACCUGCAUUCUGGACAGGGAGUCCCACCUCACACCUGCAAUAAUGGACAGCAGCCAUGUGGCCUAAAACUGAUGUGGAACAAUGAUCUUGUCUUAUACUAAUCUGGUUGAUUCUUCAUGUGUCAUGCACAUAGUGGCCUGAUGUAUCAGUUUGUGAUACUGUCCUGCACCGAUCUACAUUAUUAACCCAUUCAGACUGAUACCUGGAAUGAGCCACAAAAAAUAGCAAAGAUUGAUUUGUUAUUGUUCUGCUUUUCCUUUGUUAUCAACCAACAUCUAUGAAAGCUAAUUUUUGACAAAACUGAUGCAGUAUACAGUUUGUCUGAAGUGGCAUGUGGCUCGUGAAACAGAUUUUCUGAUUUCUGUCAUGAUUUAUCAACAAGCACAGUAGUAUAUUCUGAAAUGGAUGUUGUAAAAUACCAGAUAUGAUCAUACAAAUAAAUAUUGUAAAUAUGAUUGACAUCCUUGA